UUUCCUCUCUCUACACCCAUACAUUGAUACAUACAUUCGCCCUUUCUCUCUCUCACCACACGCAUACACAAACAUAUAUACAAACGGUAUCCGAGUCUACCUCCCCUCUCUCUGUAGAAAUUGCUAUUUGAUGUUUUGAUCCGAGAUUACAAGCAUUGCAUUGUUCUGCGCUAAGCUAUAUUCAAUAGCUGCUAGCCAAGGACAUACUUAAUUUAAGUUUGUAACCGCUGCAAAUGCUUUUCAGCUACACUGAUAUUUGAUACAGAUUAAUUUGUGGAUAAAUACAAUAUUGAAAUUGGUAGAUUAGGCUUUUUGCUGUGUUAAUUUCGAGGACAGCAUGUUGGGGGCAGGAGUGCAGUUCAAUAGGAGUAGAAAUUGCGACGAUCGGUUUGACAGCGCCGCCAAGGCUCGCCGGAGCCAAAAUUUAACGCGGAGAGCUCAGAGUCAGAGCGAUGUCUGCUCGAGGCGGAGCCACCGCGAUGAGUUGCCGCAGGAGAAGUCUGUGCCGGAGUCUCCGACGCCGGCGGCUGAGUCCUCGUCUCUGUGUAAUUUGGAGAGAUUUUUGGAAUCAAUCGCGCCUUCGGUCCAAGCGCAACAUUUAUCUAAGAUGAUGGCGAGGGACUGGAGACAAUGCAAUGCUGAGUUUCAGCCAUACUUUGUGCUUAGUGAUUUAUGGGUGGCAUUCAAGGAAUGGAGUGCUUAUGGCGCUGGAGUGCCUUUACUACUAAAUGACACUGAUAGCGUCGUUCAGUAUUAUGUUCCGUAUUUAUCAGGCAUCCAGUUGUAUGCCGACCAUUCAAAGAGUACAACAAAGUUGAGGCGGCUUGGUGAAAGUGAUGGAGAAUAUUGUAGGGAUUCUAGUAGUGAUGGAAGCAGUGACAGUGAACUGGAUGGAGUACCAUCCCCGUUAAGUGAGCAUCAUAUGGAAUUUCAAGAAGGCUUUUCAAGUGAUGAAGGCGAAUUUGGAAGUUCAGAGGGCAGCUUGUUGUUUGAGUAUCUUGCACGGGACCAACCAUAUUGUAGGGAACCUUUAGCAGACAAGAUAUCUGAUCUAGCUCGUGAAUUCCCCGAGCUCAGAACUCUGAGAAGUUGUGAUCUGCUUCCCUCCAGUUGGCUUUCUGUGGCCUGGUACCCAAUUUACAGAAUACCAACUGGGCCAACUCUUAAAGAUUUGGAUGCUUGCUUUCUAACUUUUCACUCUCUUCAUACCCCCAUGACAGGAAACGAAGCUGCGCAAUCUCCAGUCUUCACUUUUCCAUCUGAGAGUGAUGGUGUUCCACAGAUUUCGCUGCCGGCUUUUGGCAUGGCCUCAUACAAGUACAAAGUUUCACUAUGGACUCCGAAUGCAGGAAAGCAGCGGGACUUGGCAAAUUCUCUCUUGCAAGCUGCUGACAAUUGGCUGAACUUACUCCAUGUCAAUCACCCGGAUUUCUCCUUCUUCUGCCGUAGGUAAACUUGGUUGCAAUUCCCCUCCUUUUCCGUCUCCUUCUUCUUCAACCUUCUACAUGAAACGCCACCAAAUGCCAUUGAAGUGCUGUUAAUUCCAACUAGCACGUGAAACAAAACCGAGGGGAGAAAAAAGGAAUGUGCUUCAGUGUUUUUUUAAUGGUGGAAUAAGGUUAUAAUUUAGCGACGACACAAUAAAUUUUGUUUUAGCAAGAUUAAAGGUGGCUGAAGUUGAUGCUCUGUUUUUUCGCAAUUUGUAUUAUAGAACAAGCUGCGUUUUUUCUAGUUGCCGAUAUGAUGUAGUAGUAUGUUUAUUAAAAUGUCUUAAUUUGAAGGGGAUUCUAUAGAGAAAUUGAAUUGUGUAACUAAAUGUUCAAAAUAGUAGACGAAUGGAGUGUUUUUGCA
Messenger RNA from Salvia hispanica, 1851 nucleotides. RefSeq lists its product as uncharacterized. The record is from RefSeq and is a predicted model, not a curated record. Lineage: Eukaryota; Viridiplantae; Streptophyta; Magnoliopsida; Lamiales; Lamiaceae.